GCCGCGUUUAGUACGUUCCAGGGGGACCGAGCGCAGCGCACUUCACUGGGCGUUUCAGGUUCUGGCGGGCACGAACGAAACGGCGAUUGACGUCGUACCUUCCUUGGCGCCCAAACGGUAAAUCAAUCGUCGUUUUCGGCAAUUUGGGGCUUGGGGUUUUUUAGAGGGAGUGAAAUGAAAUUGAAUAACUUGCAGACGAUUUCAGAUUUUGAUCCCAAAAUUCGAAGCUGCAUUGGGCUCUGGCGCCUUCUUCUUCUCCUUCCCAAUUACAGUCGUCGUAGCUUUCGCAUUCAGAAAUCGAAUUAUUGGCGCCGCAAAAACUUCCAUCUGAUUGUUUCUUCUUCCUUUCAAAGUGUGAAAUUCGAACACUUUCCGCUAUCUGGCAUGGUGGUGGCAAAGGUGUUUGAUUGUCGUCACGGAGAUUGUCAGGAACUUGAAGGGUCAGCUGCAUUGGGUAUUGUUUGUCCAAAAUGUCUUCAUCUCCUGGCAAAAAACCAGAGGCUAUAUAAGCGUAAAGAACAAGAGACACUUGUGAAGGAGCAAGCUGAGAGAGAAAGGCAAGCAGAAGAGCAGAGGCGAAUUGAAGCGGUGAAGGCAGCAAGUGACGCUGACAGAGCACAUGCAAAGGCAGAGAUCUUAAAGAGACGACAAAUGGUGCAAGAGUUGAUAAAAAAAGGCUGCAAGAUCUGUUCAAGACGUUUGGCACAUAGAGUCUGGAGAGUUUAAAGGCGAGGACUUGGUGAAGUUAUGCUAUAACCAAAGCUCAGGUCCUCUUGCUAAUGCUAAGGAACUAUGGAUUCAUGGGCGGCGUAUUGGUUGGAAUGAUGGAUUGUCAAUUGUAGAAAGGCUCCGUAGCUCUGAGAGAAAGGAUGGUGACUGGUGGUAUGCCAAUGUUAUUGUACCUGAUCAAGCUGUUGUCUUGGAGGAGUCACCAAUCAACAUGGUGCAUAUUUCUGUUGAAAUGGCCCCCAUUGCAAGGGCAAGCUUGUGAGCAUACACAUUGUCAGUGUGUACUUGCUUGCACGUAUAGACCCUACUGGUAUUGUUCAUUCCUUUUUCCCCCUCCAUUAUUCAUAACAUUUAUUCUAGGUUGGCGGUCUUGGUGAUGUGCUUACGAGUCUCUCACGUGACGUGCAAGACUUAAAUCACCACGUCGACAUCAUUCUUCCAAAGAUUACGUUCCAAAAGAAGCGUUUCUGGUUUUGAACCUCUCGUCGCCAGACUUCAAGCUAUACAAUCAAUUUACAAACUAGACAAAAAAUGCCUCACAUGUAUCCAGCUUAAGCUUUUGGACAAAUAUAUAAGAUCCCCUUAAUUAAGCGGCAAUAAUGGGUUGGGGUUGGGCAGCUUGGCUUCAAUCCUGAUGUCCUCCAUUCUUCUUCUCCUUGCUGCAUUUCUUCAUGGUUCUCUGUAUAUAAUAGAGAACCAUUUUGUUGUUUUUCUAGAUCUUGCAGUUGAAGUCGACGUUGGUUCUUCUUCUCCUCCAUCAGCCACACAAGUGAUGUCAUCCUGGCCAAGAGACGACCCAUUCUCAGAUAAGGUAGAAUUAACAGAUGAUGAUGAGACUUUCCACCAAGGUCGGACAUAAGCUCUUCGGAUUCAUCAUUACCAGUGUAACUGCAACUGCAAGAAAUAAUCGAAGUUUUUGCAAGAAAAGCAAGGAUUCCAUUACAAAUAAGAAACAUUAGGUUGUUGGGCUACUUGCAAAUUUGCAAGUGGAACUGGUUCCUCAGCUUGAAAAUGUGGCUCCAUCUUCAUCUCGUCAACAACCACCCAAAAAUUCACUGGCUGCUACUGUUGUUGAAAGUACCACGAAGCAAUCACUUGCUCUAGUUCCAAAGGAUGUAUCAAAGCUAGCACAGAGGUUUUUUCAUUUGUUCAAUCCAGCAUUAUUUCCUUAUAGACCACCCACAGGACCAGUCGCGAACCAGAUUCUUUUCACUGAUGCAGAAGACGAUUUUUGGGUUCAAGUGUUUUAUAUUGGAACUGCAACACAGAUUAUUAGCAUCGGAGAUGAUGGAAUAUAAUACAGAUUCGAAGGCAAUUCAACAACGUUUUCUUCCUUGCAAAACUAAGCACCAGAUUUAUGUUAGGCAGAAAAAUCGCUGCUCAUCAAAAGCACCAGAAAAUCCCAUAAAGGCAGUGCGGAGGAUGAAAAACUCACCUUUGACUGCAGAGGAGAUAGCAUAUAUUCAGGAGGGACUUAAGGCUUAUAAAUAUGAUUGGUUGUCCAUAUGGAAAGUCAUUGUCCCACAUAGAGAUCCAUCCUUGUUGCCUCGGCAGUGGCGUAUUGCUAUUGGGACUCAGAAGUCAUAUAAGGUUGAUGAAUCGAAAAAGGAGAAGCGGCGAUUAUAUGAAUCAAAAAGAAGGAAGGACAAAAAUGCAGAUUUGUCAAGUUGGCAAAAUUCAUCCAAGAAAGAGGACUGUCAAGCUGAAAAGUCUGGUGGAGAGAACAGUGCAGAUGGUUUGACCGACAAUAAUGCAGGUGAAACUUAUGUUCAUGAGGCCUUUUUAGCAGAUUGGAGACCAGGUAUUUCCUGUGUAGAAAGAAACCCUAAUAGUGGUACCCUAUCCCGACGUGCUAUCAAUGAAUGGGUAGAUGUUUUUGGGCGUAAUGAAGCUCUUCAAACCCAGACCGCGUCACAGUGUCCGCAUGGUCAAUCUCAAACAACUGGUGUUAGACAUUUUGCAUCCAAUACCACACAAGCGAAUCAUUCUGUUUCUCAACUCUAUUAUCGGCCGUAUCGAGCUCGUAGAACUAAUGGCACACAACUAGUUAAGCUAGCACCGGAAUUGCCUCCUGUGAAUCUUCCACCAUCUGUUCGUGUAGUCUCACAAUCUGCCUUCAGAGGCCCUUUACAUGGGGCAUCUUCCACAGUUUCUGCUUCUGGAGGUGGUAGUGGUGCUGCUGCAACACACAAUCCAUUUUCUCAACUUUCUAAAGUUGGAAGGUUCGGGACCUCUGAUGCCAUAACAGCUACACAGAAUAAAAGUAGUUCUGUGAAAGACACUGUUUCGACGUUGCAUCCAGAAGAUUCUAGAAUCAUGAAGGAUAAAUGUAUAGAGGAAGGAAGAGAUGUUGAUUCUGAUCUUCAGAUACAUCCUCUGCUGUUCCAGGCCCCGGAAGAUGGACGUCUGUCCUAUUUCCCGUUGAACUGCAGCAACAGCAAUUCUAGUCCUUUCAGUUUUCUUUCAGCAAAUCAGCCUCAGCUACAUUUAAGCCUUUUUCAUAAUCCUCAACAAGGAAACCAUGUUGAUGGUUUUGACAAAUCACUGAAGGCACCCAACUCAACAUCUCGUGCCAGUGUCAUUGAUUUCCAUCCACUGAUGCAAAGAACUGAUUAUGUAAGUAGUGCCACAGUAAGAACAUGCUCAACUGUACCCCUUUCUGCUGGUUCAGGGGGAAACCGUUCUCAAGACCAAUAUCCUUCUGAUACUGGUCGGACUCAUUUGUCGGUCAAUGCUGAUCCACAGGCUAUGGGCACUAAUGAGAGAGCUAAUGAACUGGACUUGGAGAUCCACCUAAGUUCUACAUCUAAAAAGGAAAAAGCUUCAAAAAGGAGAGAUGUCACCGUUGAUAAUUCAGUUAAAUCAAGAAUAACGGAGCCAGAAAAGACAACUCAAUGUCCUAAUAGUUCAUUGCUUCGGCAGGCUGAAAGUUCUUCAGCAAGUGGUAGCGAGCUUGUUGUACCAAGUAAUAAUAUUAGCAGGUACAGUGUAGAUGAUACAGGUGACCAGUCCCAACCUGCUAUUCAGAUGGAACAGGAAGAGUUGAUCGACUCUGAUGAAGAAAAUGAAGAAAAUGUUGAGUUUGAGUGUGAGGAGAUGACUGAUUCUGAAGGAGAGGGGGGUUCGGCGUGUGAAGAAAUUGCCGAGAUGCAGAAUAAGGAUGUUCCAUCGUUUGCAAUGAAAAGACCUGCAACAGCAGAUCUUGAUGGCAAGGAGUGUGAGCCAAAACCCACUUAUCGUCCUCAGGACAAUAUUCACAGAAUUCCUUACUUGGACGAUGCCAGUAAUUCUUCAUGGGUAAGUUUGGAUUCAUGCGCGCCAGAUCACCCUUCGCACAUUAUGUCCAAGUAUGAUGAAGGUACAAUGGACAGCAGUUUUGCUGCCAAUGACUCGCAGUCGUCUUGGCCUGUUCGCUCUUGUAAGAAGGCAAAACUGAGCACAAGGGGAGGUGCAACGCAGAAACAAGCGGUGGACAUGACGCACCAACUGAGCCUGGGUCCUCCAUCAAAUCCGACGGUGAGCAAACCCAGGAAGCGUGUAUCGGGAUCGAGUACAUGUUUGAACAUAGGAUUGACUGUAGAAAACUCCGGCAGUGAUGGCUAACAUAAAAGAUUUUCAAAUGA
Messenger RNA from Malus domestica (apple), 4352 nucleotides. Lineage: Eukaryota; Viridiplantae; Streptophyta; Magnoliopsida; Rosales; Rosaceae. The record is from RefSeq and is a predicted model, not a curated record.